Messenger RNA from Gavialis gangeticus (Gharial), 1977 nucleotides. RefSeq names its product retinal degeneration 3 (gene RD3). The record is from RefSeq and is a predicted model, not a curated record. The transcript is spliced from 2 exons. Bases 16 to 609 code for a protein of 197 amino acids. Lineage: Eukaryota; Metazoa; Chordata; Crocodylia; Gavialidae.
AAAUCCUAGGGCACCAUGUCUCUGGCUUCCUUGUUCAAAUGGAACGAGCCACAGAACCGGGUCUCCCAGAGGAACCCCACUGAGAUGGUGCUGGAGACGCUCAUGAUGGAGCUCAGCUGGCAGAUCAAGCAAGCAGAGAAGCAGCAACAUGAGAGGGAAAAUGAAUAUCGCAAAACAAAGACGGGUGUGGACUACGGCUGGCUGGUGAGCUACCCAAAGCAUGCCUAUGACAUCAGCCCCACGGAACGGCUGCAGCUGGAGGACAUGUGCAUCAAGAUCCAUCCACCCUACUGUGGGCCAGUCAUAUUCAGGUUCCGGCAGCUUAUUGCUGAAUAUGAACCAGAGGUGCAUGAAGUCUCCCGGCUCUUCCGCUCGGUCCUGCAGGAAGCCACGGAGAAAAUCAAGGAGGAAGAAGAGGCCAGGAAACUUGCGAGGCAGUGGAACACAAAGCAGAAAAGCAGCAUCUCCCUCAUGUCAUUUAAAUCCCGGGCCAAGAUUUCCCCCUUCAUCAGUAAUAUCAAGACCAUUUCGGAGGAUGUAGAGCGUGGCAGCCAGCCCACCAGAAGAGUGUGGAGCAUGCCAGAAUUUAGGAGUGCCAAGGACUUUUGAUUCUACUAACCGUGAAGUUUUAGACAGUUUUGUUGUGCUGUUUUGUUUUUCUUUCAAGGAUGAAUUAACUAUAUUCCACCCAGGUGUCAUUUCACUUUCAUCCCAGUUUUCUCUCCGUUGGCCUCUCUCUCUCGGAAGCUGUGUCCAUAGUAACUGCUUCUGAUGCACGUAGUCUGUGACACAGUCUGUCACCCAACACACUAGCCUGGGCUAUAAUUUAGUGACUUGCGUCAACUCAUUUCUUAUUUUGGUUCUACUGUGUUCUCCUUGGAAAACAGCUUGUUGCAUGUUACACUCUGCAGCAGGGCUUAGGUCUGUGUACAGGUGAAUCAGCCUCAUCCCAUGGGCCUUGCUCAAAUGGGUAAAUGCCUGAAGCCAGUGGGGCUACUUCCAUGAGGAACGUUUGUGGGAUUAGGCCUUUUAAAACUAGGGCUGGCCCCUGAUUCAGCCGUCUGGAACCACGAUUAAACCCUUGGCCUCCUUAAUGCCAGGGAACUCUUUUUACAUUUUAAACCAGCAUUGAUUCUGGUUCAAGUUGUUAUAAAAUCACCUCUCCCUGCAUAGGAGAUAGAUAGUAAAUGCUUUGGAUGUGGACAGACACAUUUUCCAUAGCAGCCAAGUGGGGUCCAUAAUUAAGCAUGCUCAUAUUUUUUUUUUUUUUGCAUUCACAGCCCCUCAAAUUUGCAUAUGCAAGUGACUCAGAGCUCUGACUACCUACUAUGUGAACAAGGAUGCUGUGCAUCUGUGCAAGUACAGCUCGGGCAGAAGUAUGCACUGCACCUGUACACAUACCUGCAUGGAUGCAUAUGAGGCACCUUUAGAACUCUGAGUCUUAUUCCUUAAUUUUUCACUUUUGUUGCAAAAAGAGAAGAGGUUACAUACCAAAUUCUACACCCCUCUGGGGUCAAAAUUGUCUCAUGUUGAGAGCUCUAAGCAAUGCCAAUAAGUGCUUCAUCUCACAUUCCAUUGAGGAGCAGAUGAACUGAAAUAGAUGUUCAUGGCUGAAUUUGAAAGCAGAUUAUGGGGAAUGUCUCUGUCAGAAAAGUCACUUUUUGUAUAUAGGGAUCUUUCUAUGUUCCAAAUGGUUAGCGGUCAUUCUAACAAACUGCUGCUAUGAUGUUUUGAAGGCAGAAUGAAAGCUUAUUGCCUAAUGUUUGCUCACAGAUACACAGAGGAGAGUGGUAGGUAAUGAUGUGAUGAACAUUUUUCAUGGGAAAAUAAUGAUUUAUGCAAAUUACACAGCCUGUAUAAAGCAGUGGUUCUGAAACUGGGCCUUAGAAGAAGCAGGAACAUAUUACUGAAGAUGACAGGGUCAACACAGUUGCUGGCCCAGUCUCCCCUACCCCACCCAGGGCAAUGUGCCAUGCU